AACUCGCUUCUUCCGCAAGCCACUCUAACUCUACCGUCUGGAGAAAAACAGACAGAUCACGUGGUUUGCCGGUAUGGUACCGCAACACAAAAAUCCAUUUACAGCCUAAUGACGUGGACGUCAACAAGUAUGGCGGAUCCAGAGGAGCUAAAGUCGACUUCUUGGGAGAAAGACCUCACAGAUGCACUAGAAGCAGGGGGAUGUGACCUUGAAACUGUUAGAAAUAUAAUCCAAGGUAGAACUUUGUCAUCUGAGCUGAGGACCAAAGUAUGGAAGAUUGCACUUAAUGUAGCAGGUAAAGGAGACAGCUUAGCGUCAUGGGAUGGUUCCUUAGAUUUGCCGGAACAAGCCUUGAUACACAAAGAUAGCCAAAAAUUAGUUGAUCAACUGUCAGUAUCACAAGAAGAAAAAUCAGUAUUAAGUUUAGAUGUUGAAUCUGUUAUCACCUUCUUUUGCAAAUCCCGAAACAUUACAUACAAUCAGGGUCUCAGAUGGACAGACCUGCUUAAGCCAUUUUUGGUGCUUCGGCUACAACGCAGUGACCUCUACAACUGUUUUUAUGCUGUCAUGAAUAAGUAUAUCCCCAGAGAUUGUUUACCAAGAGGUCGUCCAUUUCAUCUCUUCAGGCUGUUACUACAGUAUCAUGAGCCAGAACUCUGUUCUUUUCUUGACACCAAAAAGAUUACUCCUGAUACCUAUGCACUCAACUGGCUAGGAAGCCUGUUUUCUGGAUACUGUUCAGUGGAUGUCACACAAGCACUUUGGGAUGUGUAUCUACAGCAGGCGGAUGCAUUCUUCAUGUUCUUUCUAAUGCUUAUAAUACUAGUUAAUGCAAAAGACACUAUUUUGGGACAAGAAAUGGAAACUAAAGAGGAUAUCAUAAGAUUCCUAGAAAGCUCUCCUUGUAAUCUGGAUAUUGAAGAUAUUGAAGAUCUUUUCACUCUAUCAGUUUAUUAUCAUAACAAAACUCCAGCAUCUUUCAGAAAGGAUAACCAGUGUCUUUUUGGAAGCAGCUUACUUGGCCUGAAGGAUGAUGAUAUGGAUCUAAGCCAGGCUCUAUGUCUGCCAGUCUCUGUAUCAGAAAUUCUCCAAGCAAAUCAGCAGCAAGGGGAUGGGGUUCGAUUCUUUGUUGUAGAUUGUCGGCCUGCUGAGCAGUACAAUGCUGGACACCUGUCAACAGCAUUCCACUUGGACUCUGACCUGAUGCUUCAGAAUCCAUCUGAGUUUGCACUAGCUGUAAAGUCAUUGUUAGAAGCACAGAAACAGUCCAUAGAGUCUGGCUCAAUAGCUAGUGGUGAACAUCUCUGUUUCAUGGGUAGUGGCAGAGAAGAGGAGGAUAUGUAUAUGAAUAUGGUCCUAGCUCACUUUCUGCAGAAAAAUAAGGAGUAUGUCAGUAUUGCCAAAGGUGGAUAUAUGGCAUUACAACAGCACCUUGUGGACAUGAACAUCGAUGGAUUAGAGAAUGGUUAUAGUGAGUGGAUUGUUAGCACAUCUGGACCAAGAAAUAGUAUUAGUUCUGUUGAUGGUGACUUAACUAAUGGUUCUGCAGAUGGAAAGGGGGUCAAGUCACUGGUCAAUAAAAUGACCUUUGCCCUGAAGUCAAAAUCUGUAAAUGUGAAAGAAAAGGUGAUAAGCUUCAUAGAAAACACAUCAGCCCCUGUUGACAGAAUAUCUUUAAGUCUUUCCUGGCCAGACAGAGUGAGUACUGAUCGGCAUGUGAGCAGCAGUGACAAAUUGGGAAAACCCUACCGUGGGGUAAAACCAGUUUUCAGUAUUGGAGAUGAAGAGGAAUAUGAAACAGAUGAGAUUGACAGUUCCUCAAUGUCCGAUGAUGACCGGAAAGAGAUAGUUAACAUCCAAACAUGGGUCAAUAAACCAGACACUAAAUACCAUUUUCCAUGCAAUGAAGUCAAGGAAACUGGUCACAUGUUUCCCAGCCAUUUACUAGUGACUGCAACUCAUAUGUAUUGCUUAAGAGAAAUUCCAUCUCGAAAUGGACUAGCCUAUAUCCAGUCACGUCAGGCCCUAAAUUCAGUAGUAAAAAUCACCUCCAAAAAGAAACAUCCAGAACUUAUUACCUUCAAAUUUGGGAGCUCCGGUUCUUCAGGUGUAGAGAUUUCAGCAGUAGAAAGGUAUUUGAUACCAAAUGCAGGGGAUGCCACUAAAGCCAUAAAACAACAGAUUAUGAAAGUUUUGGAUGCCUUAGACAGCUGAUAAGAAGAAAUCCUUCUGUUCUACCCUUUUCAGAACAUUAGAAAAUAAAAAUGCAAAAAUACCCUACCAGGAGUAUGCAGUGGAAAUUUUCUACAUUCUAACCUAAGAAAAGCUGAAUCUGACUUUUGACUGAUGAGCAGCAGACUCGCAGUGUGGAAGAUGGAUCAAAAGCAAUGCAUUGGAUGUUAACUUAUUCCCAUUUUUAUUUUGACUGUUUCUUAAAAAAUAUUUCCAUGUGUUUGGUUGAUGAAAUGCCAUGUUAAAGGUUACUUUUUUUUUAAACAGUUGCAUUUAGUACUCACUUCUGUGUAUGAAAUUAAAAGACUUAUUUUCAACAGGAAGGUAGAGAAAUAUUAUACAAUACCCAAAUGUGGAUUAAAUAGUUUGCAUGGUGUCUAUAUGAUACUCCAUAUACAGAAACUGCCUGGAUGGUCACUCAGACUGGUUUCACAUUUUCAUAGAUACAAAGAAACUUUUAUUAUAUCUUGUUUUCUAACCGUAUGGAUACUGUUUAAGAAGAGCAAAUUGGUGUACAAGACUGCAAGAUAGUGUAAAUAUUGGUAUAGUUCAUUCUGAAGCCAAUGUCAACCAGUGCUACUCUUGGUAGUAGAUACACUGUGUCAUUCUACACGUUUGAGUCACUGAUACUAUAAUUUGCUCAGUACUGUUUAAAAUUAGACCUGCAAACAAUUUUUUAAAUUGUGCUGCUAUGGUUUUGAUAAAGCACCUUAAUUUGGAAAAUCUCUCCUAUCAACACUUGUUUAAUUCUGAAAUUUUCUCUCCAGUUAGUGCAGUUUGCAUGAUAAUUGCACUUGGGCCAACCCCCCCUUAUUUAUAAUCUUAGCCUACAUUUGUUGCAUAAUCCCUUUUUUCUUUACUGAACUGCCCAGAGCUUUGUGCCUACUUCAAUGAUUCCCCCCCCCCCCCCCAUAAAGUUAAUAUAAAGCUUGUGUUACUGUUUACUACAGUUAAUGAAACACAGAUGUAAAUAAACCAGUACAGUUUGGUCAUA
Messenger RNA from Protopterus annectens (West African lungfish), 3226 nucleotides. RefSeq names its product TBC1 domain family member 23 (gene TBC1D23). The coding region runs from base 109 to 2214 and encodes 701 amino acids. Gene Ontology annotation, biological process: retrograde transport, endosome to Golgi; embryonic brain development. Gene Ontology annotation, cellular component: trans-Golgi network. NCBI's taxonomy places the organism in Eukaryota, Metazoa, Chordata, Ceratodontiformes, Protopteridae. The record is from RefSeq and is a predicted model, not a curated record. The transcript is spliced from 19 exons.